AAAAGAUUUACGAAAUAUUUCAUAUGGAUUUGAUAUGUGUAAAGAGCUAAUUACUAAAUCUAAAGUGUAAAUGAAUCUGAGUAUGAAUGCAGAAGACGCGAAGAUCCCAAAUACCGAAGGAGAUUGGCAUUCUAUUGAGAUAUUCUUGUUCUCAAACGGUCAGCAGUACUCACCACCCAGGAAAUAUCACUUAGACGCUGAUGAGCUCAACUGGUGGGAGGCAACAUUGAACCAAUUGGCACAAUCACAUUAUGGAAUACAACAGCCCCAAAUAUAUUUAUACACAAUAGACGGUCACCUGGUGGAGGGUCCACUGGAGCUAAAAGAUGGCCAGGCCUAUGUUGCUGUUCAACCACCAGAAGAGUUCAUUGACGCUGGCUAUCAAAAAUACCUUCUAAAAGCUUCAAGGUCCUGGGAAAAGCGGCAAGCAAAAAAGAAAGCUGGUUGUUGCUACGAAGACUGUACUGGCUAUCCAAAGGAUGUGGACAGAUUCUCGUCGGGUUCUAUUGAGCCUUUAAUGCCUGCUACUAAACAACCGGACUGGAAAUCACCAGAUGGAAACUUCGUGACGACCGUGCGUCCCAAACCAGAAACUGGCAUAUAUUAUCCCAGUGACUAUGGAGGCGUGCUUAGUAAGUCUGGGACUAUAAGUCACCCUGAACCUAACAAGGUCUAUAAAAGUGAGCCAUAUGACAAUAAACCAUCUAAACAAGACUCAGGUACAGACUUGAGAAGAGAUAAUGACAAUUCUAGUAAGACUAGCAACCAAAGCCCCAGUCUCUCUAGACCUAGGAAUACUGGUGGAGUUCAGGUGACUGAUCAUAAUGGUGAAUCAGAUAAUGUUGAGCCCUGGACAAGUAAAGUUGCAUCAAAACCAAAACCAGAUUUAAAAGGAAGGGAACAAAGUGAAAUGGAAGGAUUUCAUGUCGAACCUCAACGUAUACUCGGAUCGAUGGACCGUGGAUUUCAACAAAGAAAUUAUGAUAAAACUUUUGACGAUUACGAUUCCGAUGAAACCAGUCCCGGUUCAAUGUUCACUCAUGGUACAAUGUCAUUUACUCACAAACCUAGAUCAAGUGAUAAUGGAAGUAAAAUUGGCCAACAAAGAGCUAGACCGGGGGAUUAUGGAUCUAAGGAUGGUGGAAAUGUAGCUACGUUGAGUAAAAAUAGACCAAGUUUUGGAGAAAAUGGUAAAAAUGAAAUUAAAUUGGAGAAGAAUGGGAUCGAAUCUAGUGUAAAUGAACCGAUGUCAACAGAAUUAGUUGAACAAGAAAAUAAUCCUGAUGAUCAAACAUUUUUAACUGAUGCACCAAUAAAUACAGGGAUGGGUAAUUUGGGAGACAAAAAAAAAUAUAAUGACAACCAAAUGGGAGAAGAAAUACCAGAGAGAAAUUACAGUGCAACCAAGGCAAAUGAAUUUAUACAUAAAACUAUUGAUUCAAGGGAAAGAUCUGCCGAAGCAAGAAACAAAGAUGGUUAUACCCCAACACGACAAAUAAGUGAUCUAAAACACAAUGGUCUUGAAUAUAAAGGUCAGCCUAGUAAGCAGAGAGGCAGUGAAAGUGAAUACAUACGCAAGUCGAGUCUACAGAAACCUAGAAAUGGAAUGCAUGAAAACAAAGCAGGAGAACCAAAAAGCUUAGAUAAUGAAAAAAAUAAUGAAUACAAAAAACCAGAAAAUAUAAAUGAGAGGAGAAUGAGUGACUUAAAAAGCAAUGAUAAUGAGUAUAAAGGUCAACCUAUUAUACAAAAAGUCAGAGAAAAUGAAUACGUGCGUAAGUCGAGUCUACAGAAACCUAAAAACGGAAGCAAAAUAGAAGAACCAAGAAGUUUAGAUAAUGAAAAUAUAAAUGAAUACAAUAAUGGAAAAAAUAAAUAUGAGCGGAGAAUGAGUGAAUUAAGUAGCAAUGGUCUUGAGUAUAAAGGUCAGCCUAGUGAAAAAAGAGGCAGUGAAAAUGAACAUAUACGUAAGUCCAGUCAACAGAAACCUAGAAACGGCAGUAGCGCAGAAGAACCAAGAAGUUUAGAUAAUGAAAAUAUAAAUGAAUACAAUAAUGGAAAAAAUAAAUAUGAGCGGAAAAUGAGUGAACUAAAUAGCAAUGGUCUUGAGUAUAGAGGUCAGCCUAAUGAAAAGAGGGGCAGUGAAAAUGAAUACAUGCGCAAUCUGAGUCAACAGAACCCUAGAGAUGGAAAGAAUGGUAGCAAAAUAGGAGAACCAAGAAACUCACUCAAUGACAAUAUAAGUGAAUAUAGAAGUGAAUACACAGAAAAAAUACCUGACCGUGUUAUGAAUGAACUGAAAAGGGGUGGUCUUGAUUAUACAGGGCAGGUUUAUGAAAUGUGCAAUGAAUGUAAUGAUUACAAAGGUCAGGCUAGUGAACACACAUGCAAUGAAAAUGAAUGCACCCCCAGAUCAAGUCAACAGAAACCUAGAAAUGGAAUAAACGGAAAUAAAAUAGAAGAACCAAGAAGCUCACUCAAUGACAAUAUAAGUGAAUAUAAAAGUGAAUACACAGAAAAAAUACCUGACCGUGUUAUGAAUGAACUGAAAAGGGAUGAUCUUGAUUAUAUAGGUCAGGUUUAUGAAAUGUGCAAUGAAUGCAAUGAUUACAAAGGUCAGCCUAGUGAACACACAUGCAAUGAAAAUGAAUGCACACCCAGAUCGAGUCAACAGAAACCUAGAAAUGGAAUAAACGGAAAUAAUAUUGAAGAACCAAGAAGCACAUAUAAUAAAAAUAUAAGUGAAUAUAAUAGUGAAUACAAUGACGCACAAAAUAAAUUUGAUCGGAGAAUGAGUGAACUAAAAAGAGAUGGUCUUGAUCAUAAAAGUCAGCUUUAUGAAAUGUGCAAUGAAUGCAAUGAUUACAAUGGUCAGGCUAGUGAACACAGAUGCAAUAAAAAUGAAUGCACACCAAAAUCGAGUCAACAGAAACCUAGGAACGGAAUGAACGGAAGUAAAGUAGAAGAACCAAGAAGCUCACUCAAUGAAAAUAUAAGUGAAUAUAAUAAUGAAUACAAUAACGCAGAAACUAAAUUUGGCCGGAGAAUGAGUGAACUGAAAAGAAAUGGUCUUGAUCAUAAACGUCAGACUAGUGAACAGAGAGUUAGUAAAAUGGAAUACAUACCUAAACCGAGUCAACAGAAACCUAGAAACGGAACAAACGGCAACAAAAUAGAAGAGCCAAGAAACUCACUCAAUAAAUAUAAAAGUGACUACAAUAACGCAGAAAAUAAAUUUGACCAAAGAAUGAAUGACCUGAGAAACAAUAGUAUUGAAUAUAGAGGUCGCCUUAGCAAUCAGAGAGGCAGAGAAAAUGAAACUGCGCGAAAAUCAAGUCAACAGAAAACAAGAGACGGAUUGCAUGGAAGUAGAUUAAGUGACCCUAGAAGCUCAUUGAAUGACAAUAUAAGUCAACAGAAUAAAGCAGAACAUAAAUAUGAUCGGAAAAUAAGUGAAUUGAAAAACAAUGGUAUUGGAUAUAAAGGUCCACCUAGUGAACAGAAAGGCAGAGAAAAUGAACAUACACGCAAGCUGAGUCAACAGAAAACUAGAAACGGAAUGAAUGGAAACAAAGUAGGAGAACCAAGAAGCUCAGUUAAUGAAAAUACAGCUAGAAUAAACGAGUCUAGAUUGAAAGAUCCUGAGCGAAAUAAUCGAGUAAGUCUGCAGAAAAUUAGAGAAAGUGAUCUUGGAUCUAGAUUCGGAGAAAAUCACAGCAAAGGUGGUGAUCUUCGGAUCAGGGGUGGCAGUGGUCAAGAUACUGAAAGGAAAGGCUCACUUUUGAAAACAGCUGAUCAUCGUAACAAGCCGAUUACAGCUGGAGCGAGAACAAGUAUUAAAGAGAAAACAAAUCCUAGACCUAGAUUGGGAGUACCGCCUGUGCAACUAGAUGAAUCUGAAACUCCAUUAGGUGAUACUGACAUCAACGAUAGAUUAGGCGAACCGAAUCCCAUACUAAAUGAUGUCGACAAAAGAACUUUUCAACCUGUGAGAUUAGACAAUACAGGAGGAAACACGACUAUAGUAACUUCUCCUAUAACUGAAACACAACAACAGGCACGUAAAAGUAGCUUAUCUACAGGAAAGUCAUCGAACAAUUAUCCAAGUGUCUACAAAACUAUAACACAUUGGCCACAAAAUCCGAUUUCCAAUGUACCAAAUCAAUCAGAAGAGAAAUUAGUUACAAAAGAUAAUACAGAUAUCCCUGACUUUGUUUCUAAUGAACUUAAAAAACAAUACUCAGUAGCCAAAUAUCCACUCCAGCACAUUACUUCACCUGUUACUACACCUCCGAUGGUAGAAUUUGGUUCUAAGGACACAAAGAAAGCUUCCACUUCAAUUAUAAAGGUUAUAUCUAAUCAAAAAAGUUUAGCAGCAGAUAGUAUUCCUAUAGAAAAUUUUAUUGGUGAUAAAGAAAUAAUUAUUAUCUCUAAAAAUUUACUAAGAAAUCCUGAAACUGAAAUAGCCUCCAUGAGAUUAGAUUCGGUUAAACACGUUAUUGAUGAUAUUAAGGAUGCUCCGGACCAAGCAAAAACAGGACUUUUUACUAUUCAGCGCAGCGUCAUAUCUAUCCCUGUUAACGAAGGAGUUCAAACGUAUGCAGAAGUUUGUGAUGCAGCGGAGCAGCAUGGGCAGGGAGCUAUUGCAUAUAAUACAACAAAAAUGCAGUGGGCAUUUUCUAACUUACCUAGCUUACAAGACAGCAUGGUCGCUACUAAUGAAAAAGAAAAUGUCAUAUCAAUUUUAAAUAAAGGGGACAUAGUCAAUCUCAAACUGAACAUUGAAGUUAUAAAUGGAGACAGGUCAGUGGUAUCAUCCCAAAAUACUACCCAAAAGUCCAGGUCCUUAACAAAUAUAGUUACUAUAGAAAAAGGAUCACAAAUAACGAUAGAUGAUGAUUUAUAUGAGCAAAGCAAAUCAUUACAAUCAUUACUCGAUGAAGAGACUUGUAAGGGAAGCGGUUUUGAGGGUCAUCCGAAAGUAAUGGUUGUCCAAUGUGCUUGUUGUGACAGACUAAAUAACCAGCCCCGAAGCGAUCUACCAGCAUGCUGUGAAAGUAAAAAGUAUAUCGUGUUAUUACCAAGCUCUCCGCAACAUUUAGAAGAUGGAUGUAAUUGUGAUAAUCUGCGUCAGUCACGUGCAUCCACAGUGCAGUGUGAUGCAAAACGAUUCAGUAGUGGUAUUCCAAUAAAGAAGACUCAUUCAGAUAUGGCUUUAGAAACUGGUGCAACAAAUAAAAAAGACACAGGAAGGCUUAUUGCUGUCAUAAACUCCACAUCUCAAACAGAAGAUACUAAAAGUGAAUGUCUAGUGACUAAACAUAAAGUAAGCAUAACUGAAGACAGUUUGAAAUGCGCGUUUAGAAAAGAUAGCUUUUCUCAGCUAUCUAUGGCGACCCAUGCCCCUUGCACUGCCACUUGCCAUGCCACUUGCAAUACACCAAACACCAACUGCAACAAAUUAUAUCCUCAAACAAGCGUCCAAACGGAUGAUUCGCAACAAUCCUCACAGCCACAGCUUGGGUCAAAAAUAUCCCGCGGCGUGCUGAAGCAGUGUCCGCAAAUUUGUCCACAAGCAGGUCCUCAAGUAGUGAUAGUACAAAAUUGCCCACAGACACAAAAUUGUCCAGCAUUGCAACCACAAAAUUGUCCAGCAUUGCAAUCACAAAAUUGUCCAGCAUUGCAAUCACAAAAUUGUUCUCAACCUGCACAAACGAUGUGCUGUCCACAAACACAAUCACAAAGUUGCCCUGACACAAGUCAGCAAGUGCAAACCCAAGGUUGUCCACAAAGAUGUCCUCAAACUCAAAACCAAACACAGCAACAGGAACAGGUACAAGAAAAAUGUCAGACUUGUCCUCCAGUACAAGACACUACACAAAACCCAUCGCAAACUCAAAUGCAGUCACAAGAAAGCUCUCAACCAAAAGAAGGAACGAAUCAGUCACAAGGAAGUCAGAAAGUCUGUCCACCGACAUGCCUACAGAAAAACCCAGAAGUUGAUGAACAAUUGACCAGUCGAGUAUGCAUGCAAGUGCAGUCCCAAGCAGGCCAGCAGGAUGUCUCACACACGCACUCACAGACGCAGUGGUGCUGUGUUAUGCUGGAAGCUCGACUCCAUGAAGAUGGGCGAUAUUCAUUCCAUCUGCCGCCGUUGGACGUAUUGAAACAUUAUUCAUUUUGAAAAUACAAAACAUACAAAUAAUUAUUUUCGUUUUCUUUUUACUUGAGUUAUUGGGUACUUUUUUUUGCUGUCGUCCCUGGACUUGUACAAUACUACGAAGAGGCAUAUUGAUUUGCUUUUUCGUUACAACAGGCGCUUUUAUUACACCAGCAAUAGCUAUUCAUC
Messenger RNA from Spodoptera littoralis (African cotton leafworm), 6349 nucleotides. Lineage: Eukaryota; Metazoa; Arthropoda; Insecta; Lepidoptera; Noctuidae. The record is from the annotation of a GenBank genome assembly.